Molecule: messenger RNA, 1437 nt
Organism: Lachnellula hyalina
Lineage: Eukaryota; Fungi; Ascomycota; Leotiomycetes; Helotiales; Lachnaceae
Gene: gluP
Product: Glucose/galactose transporter
Exons: 1
Coding region: 1-1437 (478 amino acids)
Biological process (GO): transmembrane transport
Molecular function (GO): transmembrane transporter activity
Source: RefSeq, a predicted model, not a curated record
AUGGCAGGAGGGAUCCCCAUUGCUGCACCGGCGCUCGCGUCUGGUUUCCUGAGAGGAAAGGCCUUGAUCUUCCCCCUUUCACUAGUCAUCUCGCUCUUCUUCCUCUGGGGUUUCAGUUAUGGCCUCCUCGACGUCCUCAACAAGCACUUCCAGACCGUCCUCGAUAUCACCAAGCUCCAAUCCACCGGUCUCCAAGUCGUCUACUUCGGCGGUGGUUACCUCCUCUUCUCCCCCAUCGCAGCUGAAGUCAUGAAGCGCAAAGGCUAUAAGAUCACCAUCCUCAUGGGUCUUUCUCUCUACUCUCUAGGCGCAGUUAUGUUCUGGCCCACAGCACACUUCAGCACAUUCCAAAACCGCAUUGCUUCCUUCGGCGGCUUCUGCGCCUGCACUCUGGUCAUCGCCUGUGGUCUCGCAACCCUCGAGACGGCCGCAAACUCGUAUGCAGUUGUUAUUGGCGACCCAGCCAGCGCCUCUGCUCGUCUGCAAUUCUGUCAGUCAUGGAACGGAGUCGCAUCGUUCAUCGGCCCCCUCAUCGCAUCCAAGUUCUUCUUCACCGGCAAGAACGAGCACAGUCUCGUCAAUGUGCAAUUCGUGUACCUCGCCGUAGCCUGUGCAGGUGUAGCAAUCGCAGUCCUCUUCCUCGUCACCAAACUCCCCGAAAUAUCCGAGGAAAUGCUCAACUCCUCCACGCCGUCCGAGAACUUCGCCAUCGACGAGUUCGGCAAUGAGAUAGGCCAGGGUCCGCUGUACAAGCAAUAUAACAUGAUCUUCGGCUUCGUCGCACAGUUCUGCUACGUUGGAGCCCAAGUAACUGUCGCCUCCUUCUUCAUCAACUACGCGACUGAAAACGCCACUUUCUCCGCCGCCAAAGCAUCAAACAUGUUAUCCUACGCCCUCAUCACCUUCACAGUCGGCCGUUUCUUCGCCACAGCCCUCGCGACAGUCUUCCAAGCCGACUUCUUACUCAUGGUCUACGCCACCAUUGCUAUUGCCCUGAACGCCUACAUCUGCGCCGGCCAUGGCACCGCCGCCGUCGCCGUGCUCAUCGUGCUCUUCUUCUUCGAGGCGCCCAUGUACCCCACGCUCUUCACGCUCGGCACGGCCAACCUAGGCCGACACACGCGUCGCGGUGCCGGAAUCCUCGUCAUGGGUGUUUCGGGCGGCGCUGUGUUCCCCCCGAUCCAGGGCGCGAUUGCCGAUUCGGCGGGCACGCGUAUCUCGUACGUGGUGCCGCUUGUGGGCUUCGUGUUCGUGCUGGGCUACGUGACGUUCCACUGGUUGAGACAUGGUAGGCAUAUUCUGCGCGUCAAGGAUGUGGUUGGGGAAUCUGCGUUCCAGUCUGGUGCUGUGGGUGGUGCUCUGGAGGAGGUGCAUUAUGAUGGGGAUAAGGUUAUGGAAUUGAGGGUUGAGGAGGCUGAGUUGAGAUCUUCUUCGUAG